AUGGGAUACAAGGUGCAGGACAAGUCUUCCAAGACGCUGGACGCAGGCGGGGCCGCCGGGGCUGGUGGAGACGGGAGCCUGGGGUCCUUGGCAGCGCAGGGGAGAUCUGCCCGCCACCGCGAAGCGAGGCACGGCCUGCGCACCCCCGCUCCGCCCCACCUCCCGGCCGCCGGAGUCCUUUUAAAAAGCAGCGUGUGGGCGGGUUUCGCUCGGAACACCCCUGGUCCUCACGAGCCUGCCCGUCCUCCAGCCCGGAUUGAGGGCGCCGCUCCCUCGGGGGCCCAGAGCCCGCUGCCGCAGUCGUCCGAUCACUCUCCCAGGACAACCCCCAUGGCGCGAGCACGGCCUGGGCCGGCGUCGGUCUCUCUCCUCCGGCCUGGCCCAUGCCCCCCACCCACCCAGCAGCGGCUGCCCGAGUUUGGGGCCCUCUGUUUCCCUGGACUCAAGAACCACGCACAGGAGGGACGAUCGGAUAGUGCGAUUUAUUGCCCCCGCGCCCUCCUCCCGCCGCGCCCACGCCUGGGAUGA
Molecule: messenger RNA, 528 nt
Organism: Rangifer tarandus platyrhynchus (Svalbard reindeer)
Lineage: Eukaryota; Metazoa; Chordata; Mammalia; Artiodactyla; Cervidae
Source: the annotation of a GenBank genome assembly